UAGAGCGCUGUGACCGUUUUUUUGUGCGAGCGUUUCGAAAUCUCGCGAUACUUGCGCGCCAGUUCUCGCGUUCGUCUCCGAGAGUCGUCAGCGAUGAAGUCCGAGAAGGAGGUGGUGAGCGCCGCCAGGGACCGGCGCCUCGUCGAGAUACAGUUCAGAGACCUUCCGAGGGAGCAGGACGGCGUGUCGGCGAACCCCAAGCACAAGGAGGAGAAGAAGGAAGUCUUCACCAAGGUGGUCAUUCGGCGACUGCCGCCCAGUUUGACGAAGGACCAGUUGGAGGAGCACCUCAGUCCACUGCCUGCCUACGACUAUUUUGAAUUCUUCUCAGCCGAUCAAAGUCUUUAUCCACACCUGUUCUCCCGGGCAUACAUUAAUUUCAAAAACCCAGAGGAUAUUGUUCUUUUUCGAGACCGAUUUGAUGGCUAUGUUUUCAUUGAUAACAAAGGCCAAGAAUUUCCAGCAGUUGUAGAGUUUGCCCCAUUUCAGAAAGUGUCAAAGAAGAAAGUCAAAAAGAAAGAUGCCAAGGCUGGAAGUAUCGAGGAAGACCCCGAAUACCGACGGUUUCUGGAGAACUGCUGUGAUGAGGAAAAAACGACGGCCAACCCGGAAACACUGCUGGGGGAGAUAGAGGCUAAGACCCGAGAGCUCAUUGCUAAGAGAACUACCCCACUUCUGGAGUACAUAAAAAAUAAGAAACUUGAAAAGCAGAGAAUCCGGGAAGAGAAGCGAGAGGAGAGGAGGCGCAGGGAACUAGAGAAGAAGCGCCUGAGGGAGGAGGAAAAGAGGAAACGGCGCGAAGAGGAGAGGCGCAAACGCAAGGAGGCCGAGAAGCAGAAGAAACUGGCAGAGAAGGAGAUCAAGAUCAAGCUGCUGAAGAAGUCGGACAGAGAUGACGACCCCGACCCGGACAGACCGAAGGACAAAGGGGACAGCGGGGACCAGGAAAAGAGCAAGUGGGAGAAAGUCCCAGGACACGUCAAGUCGAAACACCUGGACAAGGACUUGAAGGACAAAAGCCUGGCAGAGAGUGACAAGGAGCAACGGGAGCACGGGCGGCGGCCGAAGGACCCCGAGAGACACCGGGGCAGAGAUGAGGAGCGCAAGCGCCAGAGGCACCACUACGAGUUCGAAAAGCUUGCGCGCCGCAAGGACGAGACCAAGUGGGGCAAGGGUUACUGCCAGGAUCGGGCUCGGAGAGAGGGCCAGCACCACGGCUACGCCUGCGGCUCCGAGUCAGGGGACAAGGCGGGGAAGGACGAGAGGGACGACCUGAGCGGGAGAAAAGAGCGCAUCCGCAACAAGUCUGUGUUAGCGCAUCAGGAGGAAAGGACCUCCCAGUCUGACCAGAUAGGAGGGCCAGACCAGAUAAGAGGGGCUCUGCCAGCUAAGGACCGACCAGCCAUGCAGCUGUACACACCUGGCGCACGCAGCCGCACACGUAUGAGCUCAGCCGGCAACGGCUACGACUGCUGCAGCAACUCUCCAGAGCGUGGGGGCGAUCGCAGGUACGAGGUCACCGCUGGGACCGGCUCUGAGAAAAGUGGAGAUGAGUAGCUUGGCCUGAGUAAAGAGAGUAAUGGCUUUUUGUUGAGUGAAAUAGCUUCAAUCGCAGCUGUACUUUUCUGCUCCCCGAAAACGAAUAAACAUGCUUCCCGAAGACUAGAUGCAUUUUCGUAGGACCACCUGUAUACAGGGAAACGUGAAGUGCAAUUUUGAGCUUCGUUGUCUGAUGGCUUCGCGUGUUACAACUAUAAUGCACAUUCCUACCGUAUACUAAAGGCUUCAGUUCUACGCUAAGAAACACUUAAAUCAACUUGUGCCCACCACAGCAGUUUGGAUACAUUCCCUCUACAAAAUUAUUCAUAACCAUUGAUUUGCAUACCUCACUGGUUAGAGAUUGAAAAUAUUUUAAGCAAAAAUGCUACAUUAUACACAUAUAUGAUUGAAUUUUGUUUUCAUUGUAAAGGUAAGCCCUUAAAGAGUUGCAUGAUGCGCACUGUAGUUUUUUUUCAUAAAUGAAUUAUGCUGAAUUGAUGUUUCAAAUUGACAUUAAGAUAUUUUGUGAUCCCUUUUAUU
Scleropages formosus (Asian bonytongue) is the source of this 2079-nucleotide messenger RNA. RefSeq names its product UPF3A regulator of nonsense mediated mRNA decay (gene upf3a). The record is from RefSeq and is a predicted model, not a curated record. Gene Ontology annotation, cellular component: nucleolus; cytoplasm. The transcript is spliced from 11 exons. Gene Ontology annotation, molecular function: telomeric repeat DNA binding. Gene Ontology annotation, biological process: positive regulation of translation; nuclear-transcribed mRNA catabolic process, nonsense-mediated decay. The coding region runs from base 94 to 1557 and encodes 487 amino acids. NCBI's taxonomy places the organism in Eukaryota, Metazoa, Chordata, Actinopteri, Osteoglossiformes, Osteoglossidae.